Messenger RNA from Cylas formicarius (sweet potato weevil), 1207 nucleotides. RefSeq names its product general transcription factor IIH subunit 3 (gene Tfb4). Bases 251 to 1156 code for a protein of 301 amino acids. NCBI's taxonomy places the organism in Eukaryota, Metazoa, Arthropoda, Insecta, Coleoptera, Brentidae. Gene Ontology annotation, biological process: regulation of DNA-templated transcription; nucleotide-excision repair. The transcript has 6 exons. Gene Ontology annotation, cellular component: transcription factor TFIIH holo complex; transcription factor TFIIH core complex. The record is from RefSeq and is a predicted model, not a curated record.
AUCAUAAGAAAGAACAUAAAUGUCCAUCAACGACGCGAUAAUAUCUUAAACAUUUGAAACUAAACUCGCCUCUGAAUCAAUGGAAUUCAGAACCUUACAUAUGGACUCCAUGAAGUUAAUACUCUAAUUCUAUGCCGCAUACCCUUACCAACGUCUGCGUCCUGUGUGGUCUGUGAGUAAAUAAGUUCCAUAAAAACAGAAUUAAUAUCAAUGCUAGUAGCAACAUUGCGAGAAAAAUUUAAGCAUAGAAAUGAAUAAUUUAGAAUUACCUACAGAAAAAGAUCCAGACAUCACAUCAACUGAUGAAACAAGCAUUCUGGUUGUAAUUGUAGAUACAAACCCUGGCCAAAAAAUGUUAAGAGAAAACCCCAAUGUUUUAACUCAUGUUGUGGAUUCUGUUAUUGGGUUCGCAAAUUCACAUUUAAUGCAGAAAGCGCCAAAUAAGUUAGCUAUUAUGGCCUGCCAUUCAAAAACCAGUAAAUUUAUAUAUCCAGGAUCCACAAAACCACUUGAUAUUCGGCAAAUAGACGGGCAAUAUGAGGCAUUUACCUCAGUGGAGAAAACAACAAAACAAAAUUUAAGUAGUCUAUUAAAUACUGAGAAUUCAACAAUAGCUACAGAAUCCUUAUUGGCAGGAGCCAUGGCUAUGGCAUUGUGUUUUAUUGCCAAAACACAAAGAACAAAACCUCCAGGAGCAAAAAUCAACUGUCGAAUGUUAGUUGUAACAGGCAGUGGUGAUUCUGCCUCACAAUACAUGAAUUAUAUGAAUGUAUUUUUCACCGCCCAAAAACAAAAUACUGUCAUUGAUGUUUGUGCUCUGGAUCAACAUCUCAGCUUAUUGCAACAAGGGUGUGACAUAACGAAUGGCUUGUAUUUGAAGGUGCCGCAACUACAAGGCUUACUUCAAUAUUUAUUGUGGGUUUUCUUGCCGGAACCACCAGUUAGAGAAAAAUUGGUUCUUCCUCCUCCAGUAAAGGUGGAUUAUAGAGCAGCUUGCUUCUGCCAUAGAGAAUUGAUUGACAUUGGAUUUGUUUGUUCUGUGUGUUUAUCAAUUUUUUGCAAAUUUUGUCCUAUCUGCACCACUUGCCACACUGUUUUCAAGAUACCGGGGCCUCUCGCGGCAGUGAAACCCAAAAAGAAGAAAAUGAAAAUAUAAUUGAGUAAUUAGUUAAGGAAAGCGCUUAAUAAAAAUUGUAGAAGUUUUUUA